Messenger RNA from Cylindrotheca closterium, 939 nucleotides. Lineage: Eukaryota; Bacillariophyta; Bacillariophyceae; Bacillariales; Bacillariaceae. The record is from the annotation of a GenBank genome assembly.
AUGUUCAUCAAGAAAGACUUGAGAAAGAUUCCCAAAAUCCUGGACGAUGCAGUCGUUUGUACUGCCGAAAUGGACACUGACACAGACAAGGAGGACGGAGAAGAAAGGGCCAAACGAAUCAAGUUACAGAAACCACUCCAAGAAUUGAAACUUCAUCGGCGCAAACAAGAAUUCAAGGGCACUUUGAACAUUCUUUGUCAACCAGCGUACCUUCCCAAGCUACAACAGCUGAAAUCAUUAAAUUUGUAUGGUUGCGACAUUAAGGAUUGUGCCAAAAUUGGUAUGCUGGAAGCCUGUCCCAAUUUGGAAAUUUUGAAUUUGGGACGCAAUCCCAUUUCCGAACUGCCGGCGGAGCUCUCACAAGUUAAAUCGCUGAAGGAAAUAUGGCUGGACGAUUGUCAAUUGGCAGGAGAUUUUCCAGAACCUUUGUAUGAUUUGCCGAAUUUGCAAGUGUUGAAACUCCCCAACAACCAAAUUUCCAGAGUGGAUGGUAGUCGGAUGACUCGGCUCACCGAGUUGAGAGUCUUGUGUUUGGAUCGCAACCUAUUGCAAGAGUUGCCCUUGGAAAUACAAUAUUUAUCGAAUCUGAAGGAAUUGUUUGUUCGACACAAUCUUUUGAAAGGAACCUUGUCACCCCUCGCGCCCUCCCUCGAGGUGCUGCACAUUUCGUCCAACGAGCUUUCGGAUUUGGGAACCUUGGACGUGGAUUGUCCCGAUCUAAAGACUCUGUACGCCAAUGGCAAUCAACUUGUCAGUUUGCCCAUGGAUCUAUUUGCCAAUUGUCAAUCUUUGAAAAAGAUGGGGGUGAGUCACAAUCAGCUAGCGUCCGUUCCGGAUUCUUUUUGGACUAUCAGUUCAUGCGAGAUUGUUUGGAAGCCCAACACACAGUUGACACCACCACCAUCCGAGGAUGUGGAAAUGGAACCAGCGACCGAAUAA